AUGUCGGCUCCAACUGAUACGAGCAAGGCUAAUCCAGCGCCUGAAUCCCCUACCACUGUACGUCCGUUCGAAAUGGACGACGAUGAUAUUCAAGACACGGGCAUUCUUGGCGAUGAUAAUGCCCAUCAGACGACCGCGAACGCGACCUCGACUGCUGCCAACCCACCCACAGCCAGCGAAGAAACCGCACCGCCCAAGCCUCCUCGGCCAGUUACCGAGCAACAGAAGAAUGAAUUAAUUCUCAAAGAGGCCUUUCCGAGUAUUGAAUUACCGGUCAUUAAAGCCGUUUUGAUCGCGAGUGGUGGUCAAAUCGAUCCUGCUUUUAAUGCUCUGUUAGCUAUGAGCGAUCCAGAUGCUGUGCAGAACGAACCCCCGCGCGAGGCUGCCCCUCCGCCUCAACCUCCGCGACCUACUGGGGCUAGAAGUCCUAUGUCGCAAAUAGAAGCCGACGAGCUUUACGCCCGAGAGCUUACCCAAUACUACGAAAAUGUUGGUGCCUACGAAGCGAGGACGACAAAUCAAGGUCCCGGUGGCCAAUAUCGCCGACAAGCGACAGGUCUAAAGCCCAACGAGAUGUAUGACCGAGACCACAGCUUUAUCGAUGAUGACCUGCCUGUUAUUAAGGAAAACCUCCGCAAAGGGUUCCUUGAGACCCAAACAAAGGUCAACUCCUGGUUUACCAACUUAAAGAAGAAGAUCGAUGGCGAAUAUGAUGAGAAUGAAGACGAGACGCAGCCCUCUAAGCAUCAACGCCAAGGUUUCAAUAGACGUAGCGGAGAAGGCUCGAGAAGAAGUGCCGACUACGAUCGCUACGAUGCUGAUCCACAAGUUCUCAGCGACGACUUUGCAGGGAUGAGGCUUCAUCCGGAUGGUAGGCCAUCUCAAGAACGCCCAUCAGGCAAUCCAAACCUCUAUAGACCACCGCCAUCUACAUCUCCUAAGCCUGAGAGUCGCAAGGUUGCCUUCAAAGAGGGAGUCGAAGACAUUGACCAAUAUAAUGCAUCCCCAAGAAUUCCGCCCAAAGACAGCAGCGCAACUCCCCCUCCUGGCAAGCAGAGCAAAUGGCAACCUUUGUCUACAAUUGAACCCAACCCGAUUACAGAUAAUGAUCCCUUUAGCCUCGGCGACAGUGAGGACGAGAAGGAUGCGAAGGAAAAGAAUGGCGGAGGGAUCAAGAUGGAAGAUAGCGAAAGGCUUAAGCAAGCUACGGCAGAUGCUAUGGCUGAUAGCUUAGUUGGGGGUUCUGGAAAGAAGACCAGUGGUAAGGAUUAA
This is a messenger RNA of Daldinia childiae, 1272 nucleotides long. Its product is annotated as CUE domain-containing protein 5. Gene Ontology annotation, cellular component: cytoplasm. Lineage: Eukaryota; Fungi; Ascomycota; Sordariomycetes; Xylariales; Hypoxylaceae. Bases 1 to 1272 code for a protein of 423 amino acids. The record is from RefSeq and is a predicted model, not a curated record. Gene Ontology annotation, molecular function: ubiquitin conjugating enzyme binding; ubiquitin binding. The transcript has 4 exons. Gene Ontology annotation, biological process: ubiquitin-dependent protein catabolic process.